AUACUUCUUCGAUUGGAAUCGCUUUAAGAGCUAAAUAAUCGUAGGAGAUUAAAAGAAGAAGAAGAAGAAGAAGAAGAGGAUUGCGGAACUGUUUUGCACUUGGACUGAGUUUAGGUCGGACUUUUUUGAUGUAACAUCAAGGACCAGCUCUCUACAAAUCCAUUUUGUGAUACGUGCUAACGUGGAAUAGAGUUAAAAUAUAUUGAAUUAUACACUAGACUCCUAAAUUUGCCGAAUUUAACGUAGAAAAAUUAGAUAAACGUACUGAUUAGAAAUAUUUAAGGUUUAUAUCGUCAAACAAAUCUGCCUAUUUUUUAACUUCCGGUUCCGGCUUUGUGUUUCUAGGGUGUUUUGGUUUCUAUGCUGAAACUGCGUGUGUUUAAAUAACGGAUUACUGAAACUUUUUAAGCUAAACCGUUUUAAGGUAGAUCUAUAGACAAAAUGCAGCGACCACAUUUCCGAGCUCCGUAUCCAGCAGCUGGUUCGAGAGGCGGAGGAUUCCGGACUCCUCCGGCCGCUUUGGACAGGGCAGGAGGCGGCAGGUUCCCUUCGCCUCCGUGGGCUUUUCCGAACGGGCCGUAUGGACCCAGAUUCGGGUCGUAUGGCGGUUCUCCGGUGUCACACACCUCACCAAGGGAGUUUAGCAGUAAUAGAGGCGGGAUAUAUCACACCAAAUCCGCAGGACACACACCGUACAGACCGAACAGUAGUCCUACAUCCAGACACUCGCCUUACCAGAGUCCUGGAGCUCACAGCGGAUAUCAGGGUUCUCCAAGGACAUCCACGCCACACGACAGGGACAGAGGCACAAACAAUAUGGAUAAGUAUUACAAAGCGUCCAUGCUCCAGGACCCAUGGGCUAAUCUUCAGCCCGUGUCAGUGACCCAGACUCAGUCCAAAUGCAGCUCCCAGCAGGCUACACACACAGGCAGCACAGGAAGGUACUACAACAAAAACUAAAUUGCUUAAGCAAAGACUUUUUGUUGCCAGCUCUGCAGUUGCUUAGAGUUUGGACACAAAAACCCAGACUUGGAUUCACCAGCAGCAGUAACACUUCCCAUGCUCAUUGUUUACAGCAUUUUCUUUUUAGAUUUUAUAUCCCGGGUAUCGCUACCCUAUUGUACUUUUUUUUUGUACGUUUUAAUUUAAGUAUAGGAUCCGAACAUGCACAAGAGCGGUUGUGCUUUACCUCCUCAAACACAUUCAUUUCAUCAGCUUCUAAACCAGAUUUAUUAGCUUCUUAAUGCAGUGCUUUCACUUCACACUAAAAUGUGUGUUGAAUCAGGAAAAAAAAAAAAACACAACAUGCAUCCGAGCUUCCUUUUUAGGGAAUUAUUCUGGAUAAAUAAUUAUUGCCUGUGUGUGUACACAGCAUUAAGAGGUCUAAUCUACCUCUGACCCGAUGCUGUUAACAAACUCAACCAGCAUAACCUUUUUCUAGACAUUAUAUUCAAAUUUUGUACAUUUGUCAAAUUUUCUUGACUUUUUAUCUUUAAUUUUAGUUCUGACCUGUUAAUUUUUUUUGUUUUGUUUUUUAACACAUUCUCAGGAUUUCCUAAAUGCUUUGGUACCUCAAUUGAGAUACUCUUAACUAAGUUUGAAACGAGAAUAUUUGGUGAAAAAAUAUAUUUAAACCCUUUGAUGUUUUUCCUCUGUGAUGUGAUUUACCGAUUCGGAGGCAUCUUUUAUGUUCCAGUCAAAAACGACAAAUGAAUCAUAAAAUUUUAUAUCUUAAAAUAAUUUUUUAAAAUGAGACUUGAUUUCUUUCUGUAAAUUCUUUCACCGGUUGUAAAUAUAUUUCAUGAUGUCAUGCAAAACAUCUGACUCUUGUUAAACUCUUUCGGAUAUGCAAGAACGAUAACAUCCACAUAAAGUUAUUAAAAAAUCUUG
Messenger RNA from Tachysurus vachellii, 1890 nucleotides. RefSeq names its product M-phase specific PLK1 interacting protein (gene mplkip). The coding region runs from base 442 to 960 and encodes 172 amino acids. Gene Ontology annotation, cellular component: midbody; nucleus; centrosome. NCBI's taxonomy places the organism in Eukaryota, Metazoa, Chordata, Actinopteri, Siluriformes, Bagridae. The transcript is spliced from 2 exons. The record is from RefSeq and is a predicted model, not a curated record.